AAAUAUAUAUAUAUACAUAUAUAUUCCCAAAUAAGUCUUCAUUAUAAGCUCGCAUCUCUUCUAUUUUCUUUAUAAAAAUUGAUGAUCCCACUUUAAAAAGAAAAAAAAAAUAUACUGCAUUUACUUGCUGGAAUGCGUUAUUAAAGUGUGAUUCCCUGGGAUAAGCCUUUUGAUCUUAUAUUUUGCUUCAUAGUGAAUGGAAAGUUAAUAGGAUAUAAUAAAACAGUUAUUCUUUUCCCCAGUUGUGUUAUUUCCUUUGUUUCAGGUCAUUUAAACAUGAUAUAUAUUCAAGUGAAUGCAGAUCUUUCUUAUUUUAUUCCUGUCAUCAUGAGUUUUAAGCCUGGUUUACUGCUUUAUCCUAAUCAACAAACAAAACCUGAAAGGACAAUUACAGUAACUACUACUAGUAUGUUAAUAGGUUAUGGUAGUCAAGCAGAGGUCUCUUUGGCAUAUGAUAUGGCACAACCAAGAUAUCAAUUAGCAUGUAGAAAAACGAAGAAAUCAAUUUACCCAAAUACAAUCAAAGCAUUUCAAUUAGAAACUGAAAUAUUGAAAAGCAAUAAACAUGCCAAUGUAUUAUCUAUGGUGGCUCAGUAUUCAGACGAUCCUAAUGAUGCUUAUAUUUAUUCAUUUUUUCCAUUGUAUACAGGGGGAACACUCUAUGAACGAAUGAUGAGAAAAGGAUUAUUAAAAGAGAAAGAUGCUACUUUUAUUGUUAAACAAGUGUUAUCUGGACUUCAUUAUAUUCAUAAAAAAGAUAUCAUACAUUUUGAUGUGAAGACUGAGAAUAUCUUAUUGUCAAGCUAUGGACACAGACCAAGAGCUGUUAUUUCUGAUUUUGGCUUGGCUAUCUAUAAACCAAGGAUAAAUGAAAAACAUCUAAACUAUUACUACGGUACACCUAGUAAUACUUCGCCAGAAAUGUUUGAUAAUCAAGGCUUUGAUGAAAAAGUAGAUUGUUGGGCAGCUGGUAUCAUGUUUUAUUAUAUGUUAUCCGGAAUUCAUCCUUUUAUUAAAGAUAUAGAUAGUGAAAACAAUGUAAAAAAGGCUAUUUUAAAUAGUCAACUUGAUUUAAAUAUGAAAGAACUUGCGCAUGUUAGUAAUAUAGCUAAAGACCUCAUAUCAAAUCUACUUGUCAAAGAUCCUAAAGAAAGGUAUUCAUGCUAUCAGGGUUUACAGGCUACAUUAUUAUAUUGGAACUGGCAAAAAGAUGAUAAUGCAGUACUUGAGGACUUUAAACAUGAACGAUAUCUAUGGUUUCAUGAUGAAGAUUAUAAUGAUCCUACCCUUGAUUCUACUGAUGGACAGCAUCCAGAUGAUAUAGAAGAUGAAGUUGAACGUAUUCGACGUUUACGUUCUACAGAAAACAUAAAAAGAAGAAUAACAUUACAGUCAAAUGAUAUCGAUAUGAUAUACAGUGAAGAUAUUCGGAAGAGUACAUAUGAACAAAGCCAAUUUAACGAAAUUCUGAAAGUAUUUUCGAAAAAAGAAACUGGAUCUGUUGGGAAUAUCAUUUUUAGCCAACAAUAAAGAUAUAAAAUGAUGAAUAUCUUCUUCUGUAUAAUAGAAAAUAAGCAUAUACUAAGUAAUAUACGCUAUAUUAUUUAAAUAAAAUAAUCAAGAUAUGUUCAUAUGAUAUAAAA
Messenger RNA from Cokeromyces recurvatus, 1643 nucleotides. RefSeq names its product kinase-like domain-containing protein. NCBI's taxonomy places the organism in Eukaryota, Fungi, Mucoromycota, Mucoromycetes, Mucorales, Mucoraceae. Gene Ontology annotation, biological process: protein phosphorylation. The coding region runs from base 277 to 1530 and encodes 417 amino acids. The record is from RefSeq and is a predicted model, not a curated record. Gene Ontology annotation, molecular function: ATP binding; protein kinase activity. The transcript is spliced from 10 exons.